AUAAAUAUAUUUCAUAGUUACAUAAAAGCAUUUGUGUCAUUGUGACAUGCUGCUUUAACAAUUUGUUUGUUUCGAUCAUUAGCCAAUCAAUAGCUAGCUCUCGCGUGAUCUGUGGUUUUCCACUAUUCUAUUUUCAUAAUCCAAUAAACAUUAGGCAUUGCCAUUAUUCUCGUAGAUCUUUUAACGCUUACACACAAUAGUUUUGAUAAUUGAUUAAAAUAAAUACAUGUUUAUUUGGAGGAUUUUGCAUUAUCGGUUUAUACCAUCGUUAACCCUAUGAUUCAUCUAAUACAGCAGCAAGAGGUUUCUGAUACAGAACUCGCCGACAGAGAUAAAGGAUGGCAAUGAGCACGGAAGAUACAACAAAGGGGCAUAAAUUUUAUCUUAAACACCUCUUACUGUUGGGACAAGCUGCGCCCGUGGCUUUGAAUGCGGUUAUAAAAAGAGAAGUCAGUAAAUGCGGAGAAAAUCUUGUCCAGCUCAUACUAAAGAAGAAAGAUACUUUCAGAAAUUUUGAAAGCGCAGUGUGUCUUCAAUUGUUUAAAGAUGAUGAAGUUAAUUCAAAUAUUGAUUCGUGGGACACACGCAUGCUUUGUGUUGUAACAUUGGUCUUAUUCAAGUCCAGUCUAAAAGAGGCAGAGCUUAAUGCAGUCACAUGCGUACGUGACCAGAGAAAAGACUUGGAUAGCUAUGCUCAAUCUGCUUCACUAAGCUACAAAGCAUUCGAGACAAAAUGGGGUCCGUUACAAUACGCCGUGCUUGAGCUUAUCAAAGAUAUUCACGACGAGGCAAAAUUUGAAUGCACGCGAAUGAUUCAUUCGUUUAAUUCAGAAUCUAUCAGUGUUAACAUGGAACUAAUAAACAAAAUGAAACAGACGAGUGAUGUCAACUUGCAUGUUCAAAUGGCUAUACAAGACAAAGUCGUCCCAAAGAUACAACGAGAAGAAGAUACUUGUGAUCAAAACGAGAGGGCAGAACAUCAUAAUGAGAAUCCAGUAUUCAUAGAAAGGCUUCAAGACACGUUUGUUUAUGUCAAUGAACCAACUGUUCUCACAUGUAAGCUAAACGUUCCGGAGGCAGAGGUCGAAUGGCGACAAGAUUACAAGCUGAUAGAAGAAACAGAUACCUUAAAGACCGUUGCUGAUAGAUGUAGCCACUGGUUAGCAAUUUCUCAUGCAAAAUUGACGGAUACAGGACAGUAUGCUUGCAUAGGUGGACAAUGUUCCACAACGGCUUCCCUCAAAGUUUCAGGUAGACCUUUGAUGAUAACUGAAGAGUUACAUGUAGCAACAGUAGACUCAGAUGUAAGAGAGAAUAUGGAUAUAGUAAUGAUGUGUUCAGUCAAUCUACAUACGAAUAAAGCCGUCUGGCGACAUGAUCGCAUAGAAGUUAAACAUAAUAAUAGAUGUCAUCUCACGGUGCAGGACCGAGAACACAAACUGACAAUCCGGAAUGCAAAGUUUGAGGAUGAGGGUGAUUACACCCUUGACUUUGGUGAGGCCAUAUCAAGUACAAAAUUGACAAUUAAAGGCAACCUUGAUAUUUUACACAAAAAGCAACUGACAGAAGACCUAUUUAAAAACUGGAUCAGAGGUGCACUUGGUCUAAAAUACUUGAAAUUUGGUCUAGAGGAGUUUGCAAAUAAUUCCGUAAAAUCUCAUCACACUGAAAUUAUGGAGCGAAAUCGACAUACUGGGAAGGUAUGUACAGAAUGUACAGCAGAUGUUCUCCUUCCGUCACACAAACAGGAACAUUGUCCAAAGAAAGCAAAGUGCCUGUGUUUUAAGCAGCCGUUUAAGAGGAAACAUUGUCCAAAUGGAGGUUUUUGCAGUACGUUUUACGAUCAUAUUCAACGGGAUCACCUACUCUUUGAUCCGUCGCUGGCGAACACAGAUGUACAAAACUGGGGUAGAGAUCCAUGGAGUGUUGCUACAUGCUAUAUAAGUACUACUGGCUACCAAGGCAGAAUGACAGCGAAAGAGGUCGACUGUUCGGGACUACUGAGUUUAUUCAUCAACAACAGAUUUAUCAAUAGAAGCCUAGGUGACGUAGGAAUAAAUGGCGAAACAGAUCUGUUUAAACAGGCGAAGGAUGCACGCAAUGAUAUUCUUCACAGUGCAAACUAUGAGUUGUCUGAAGGUCAAUUGCAUGAUUAUAUAGACCUGUUCAAAAGCGUACUGGAGAUCAAAAAUGUGAAAGGUGGGACCCCACUCUCAGGACAGCCAGGUGUUCAAGUGGCCAUUAAUAACCUGAUAAAGUUGCGAAAUGACCAGAUCGAUAUACGCAUAUCUCAAGACUUUCAUAAAGAGGUUAGGGAUCUAAAAGAACAUGCUAUGAAUGAAUUAGCGAAGAAGGUAGACGAAGCCGAAAAGCAGAAUCAUCUUAAACUUCAGCACUUAGAAGAGAAAUUGAAAAAGACAGAGGAAGACCUUCAGUUGAUACGUGCUCUCAGGUCGACACAGACGAAAACUAAAGAGUCAAUACUAGCUAAUGCACCAUUCGAACUGGAAUUACAUAUACAAGUUAUUGAAACAAAUGGAAAGGCAAGCACCAAAGGGAAUCAACGUAUAUACAAAAGCAUAAAGGAUUACGUUGACAGUCAAAGUACCAAAACAUAUGGAGCGUCUAUCAACAUUACUGAUCAAUCUGUUCAUCGCCUCCUUGAUUCCAUUAUUACAUGUAAAGACAGUAAGAUCGUUGAUGUGUUGGAAACAGACACGUAUCCUUACAUUAAAAUCCACUGUCUUACUUGUGAGGCUAUUGAAGAGUUUCUGAAGUUAAUCAAUGGGCACACAUUCCAGAAAGAAACAAUUGUAUUACGAAAAUGCCUAGAAAUGCAAGAACAUAUAAAGGCUUUUGAUCUAAUAACAAGCUGUUCUCCAGAAAGUAUAGAAAACGCCAGAAAACAUCUAUACGACCGUGGUCCACCCUGUGACUUCCCUUGUGGAAUACAUCAAGGUACUCAGUGUACAUGGUAUUGUUCUGACCAUGACAUAUUUUGCUGCGCAGCUUGUAAGGAUUCAUAUCAUAGAACAUGUGUUGGAAUGAAACAGGUCAUAUCAGAUAGAACAUAUGGGAAACAGAAACAAAGUCCUGUCGCAAAGCAUAAAAUAAUGAGUUACAACGUGCAGAUAACAGAUCGUUCUAAAAAAUGCGACAAUGAUGUGUAUGAAUGUAGUAUAACCUGUGUCUGUAUGGCAUCUUAUGGUAACAUUCUUCUUGCUGAUCAUGCUAAUAACAAACUGAAGCGACUAGAUAGUUUGUACAAUUUAGUCAGUGUUUGUACACUUGGUGGACGUGAUCCCUAUGACGUGUGUUAUAUAGGUGAUGAUAGAGCUGUUAUCAGUAUAUCGCCAAAUUUGAUUCAGUUUGUGAAUGUAUCGGGUGACAUCAAGCUUGAGCAAGUAGUAGAGCUGGAACACCCAUGUAACUCUUUGGCUUUUCAUGGUGAUACACUCUAUGUCAGAGGUAUGGAAUCAUUAUAUACCUAUAACAGACAAUGUCAACAGAAACAAACUCUCUAUAGUGCACACGCUUUAAAAACGUAUCCCUAUUUUCGUGGUAUUGCUGUCAGUGACGAUAACGAGAGGAUAUACAUUGCAGCAGGUACAGACGGUCUUAUAACAAUUGAUAACAAAGGAAAUCUUCUGAACACUUUGUCGAGCGCAGCAUUUAAGGAUUCCAUGGAUGUCUGUGUUAUCGGUGAUGGUACUGUCCUUGUAACGGACGAAACAAGCGGUUGUGUGUAUCAGGUCGAUUAUAAUGGUGAAAAAAUUCUUGGAACAGUUGUUACUCGAUCAGAUGGUAUUGAUAAGCCUGCAUCAUUGUGCUUUGAUAGACGAAAUAAUACACUGAUCGCUGCGUUUCUCUAUGGAAACGAUGUUACAGUCGUUCAACUAAAGUAACACAGCUGUGGUACUAAAAUGCCCCGUUCCCAGACAGACAUUUUCUGAUAGUUCUUUCCAUUGAAUUUUAUGAAUUAAAAAACUUUCACUGUU
Messenger RNA from Mercenaria mercenaria, 3998 nucleotides. RefSeq lists its product as uncharacterized. NCBI's taxonomy places the organism in Eukaryota, Metazoa, Mollusca, Bivalvia, Venerida, Veneridae. Bases 339 to 3905 code for a protein of 1188 amino acids. The record is from RefSeq and is a predicted model, not a curated record. The transcript has 13 exons.